AUGAUGAAUUCUCUUACUAAAAAUCAAUUGAAAACAAAUAGAAAAAUACCGAAUAAAUCUAUUCAACGAAAUACAACCAAGAAAUCAAACAAUCUAAUACAAUCAUCAAUGCAACAUGACAUAUUUCGACGUGAAAUUCAAUGUCCACGUCGUAUCUUCACUAAUUUUGUUAUCAAUCCUUAUCAUCUUAAGCAAUAUUUCUAUACACCAAAAGUAAAUGAAUAUGAACCGGAUGAAUAUAUAUUUAAAGAUGAUGAACGUCUUCAUUCAAUUAUUCAACGUGCAUCUAUGCCUCCAAAUAAACUUUAUAAUUUUCCACAAACAACUACACAAGAAAUUGGUUGGUUUAGUUCUCAUCGUCUUUUGAACAUCGAUCAAACUGACAGACGUUUUUAUAAACCUAUACAAAAUGGUGACUUUACUAAAUAUGAAAAUCAAAGAAUUAAAUAUCAAACAUUAUUAAAAACUAAAAAUACACGUGUACAAUUAGCACAAAAGAAAAAUUCGAUUUAA
Messenger RNA from Rotaria sordida, 513 nucleotides. Lineage: Eukaryota; Metazoa; Rotifera; Eurotatoria; Philodinida; Philodinidae. The record is from the annotation of a GenBank genome assembly.